AUGACAAGUUUAGAUAGACAAUUAAAAAGCAUUAAAGAGAAAAUUCAUUAUGUAGAUGUUACUAAAAAGAGAGCAUCUUUACUAUUUAAUGAAGUAGAAGCUGCAAAUAUUGAUUUAGAUGCUGUUUUAGCAAUGGGUCAAGAGGGUUUAGAAGAGUUAAUAAAUAUAGAUGUCAGAUUCAAAUGCUUUCAAUUAACAUUGUUUGCAGAUACAUCAAAGACAUUCAACAGAGUAUUAGAGGUUAAAGAAGAGAACGACAAAAUCGACAUUGAAAUUAAUAAAUUUUUAGAAUUGCAAUCAAACUAUUUCCUUAGUAACUCUGCCCACAAAGCUUUGGAAUGGUUAAUCCGUAGAUAUAGAAUAAAUGAAUUCAAUAUUGAUUCAGUAUUAUCCUCAAUUAUACCUUAUCAUGAAUCAAAUAUUUUUGCUAAAUUUUUAUCAAUUUUACAAUUCGAGUUUAAUAAAAAAUGGGAAUUUUUAACAAAUGUUCAAGAAAAUAAAGUUUAUAUACCAAGAGAAUAUUUUAUUAAAAUUACAGGUUCACAUCCGUUCUUUUUAGAUUUCAUUUUAUCAACUGUCGAAACUUAUGAUAGAAACAACCUUGUUACCAAACCAUUAGUCUCAUUCUUUACCGCUUUUCUUAUCGAACUUUUAACUGUAAAAACCACCCCACACUUAAAAGAAACUUUAGCAUGUUUACUUAAAUGUUUAAAGAGUAAUAAUACAGAUUUACUUCUUGGUACCCUAUAUGAUUUUAACUCUGCAUUUACAUUUUUAAUGGUCUUAUUCCAAAAACAAAAGUUUGAUUCAUUAUCAAAUUCAACUUUAGAAUUAUUAGUUUCAAUUCCAGCAUUAUUCGAAAUUUUAUUUGAUUUCCAUUCACAAGAAAAAUCAUUAGAUAGAUUAUUAUUAAUUUUAUUCAAAUAUCUUUCAAGUAAUAUAGUCGAAUCAGCAGAGUGUUAUACAUUAUUAAGCCAAUUAAUUACAGAUUUACCAAACACACAACAAUAUCACAGUAUUAUUUUUAAUAAAAUCAUUUCAACCUAUAUUUUAAAGAAUAAACAAGAGAAAGAAGAAUCCGAUGAAUCAAUUAUAUCAAUAGCCAGAUUAUUAAAUAACCAAAUAGUACAAGAAGAGAUUGAAAAAUUAAUAAAACAACAAAAUAACAACAAGGAUAAAUUGGUAAACUUCCAAAAAUUAAUAUUUGAACAAAAAACUAUUUCAACAUCACAACAAAACACAAUUUUCUUAAAAUUAGAAAGCACAAUUCCAUCCGAGCGUAAAGAUGGUUUACAAUUAUUUAAACAAUUAUAUUCCGAAGAGUCUGAUAAAUCCACUUUAAUAAGCACCCUUUCAAGUUCAUUCUCUGAUACCAUUUAUAGUCGUCUUGUUGAUUCCGACCACUCUGUUGCCAAAGACGCCUGGGCCUUACCAAAACUUUACCAAAUUGUUGUUUCCAAAGAUUUAAUUAAAGCUUCAAAUCAGUUUUUUAAAAAUUCAUCAUUUACCAAUGAUGAUAAAUUAGUUGAAAUCGUUUUAUUAAAUUUAUUAAAUGUAGUCAAACAACAACAAUCAACUACAUCAGAUAUUUUAGCUGUUUUAUUCUCUCAAUUAUUUAACGAAUCAGUAUCAAGUUUAAUUAUCAGCAAAUUUAAUAAAGAAUUAAACCCAAUUUUUAAUAAUGUUACCACCAACAAGAAUAAGAUCGAAACUGUUAUUAAAUCCAUUUCAAAUAAUAUCAAUAGCGAACAAUCAUUAUCAUUACUUGUUUCAGUUUCAAAAUCAACCUAUUCAACAUUUAAUUCAGAUUUAUUCUUAUUAUUAUUAAUCCAAUCAGUUAAACAACAAUACCAACAACAAUCAUUCAAAUUAGCAAUCGAAGUUACCCAACGUUAUAUCAACAAUGAUUCAUCAAAAGAGACCCAAAUGAAUCAAUUCAAUAAUAUUCAAGAUAUCUAUACUGCCAUUAAAGGUUCAUCUGCUGUUACCAAACCAAUCCAAAUUGGCUCAAUUUCACAUGUAUUGUGUUUAAUUAUUGAAAACCUUCAAACCAUACAAGCAGAAUCACUUAUCAAGGAACUUUCAUCCAAUGCUGCCAUUACAUCUACCGUCACCACUGCCAAUGCUUCCUCUAUUGUCCAAUUAAUUCAAUCAUUAUGUAAAUUAAUUUUCAACAGUAAAGUUUCAAACAUUGAUUCCGUUCUCAAGGUUAUCAUCAAGAAAUUCUUUUCAAAUCAAUUAGUUUUCUUUAAAUUUUUAUCAAACUUUUGGCAACAACCAGUUACCGAUUUUAAUAGUGUAUAUCAAUCUCUUUGUUUAAGUGGUUUCUUGGUAAACUCCAAAGCUUUCUCACGUUACAUUUUAAGCAACCAAACUAUUAUCGUUCCAUUCAUUUCACUCUUAAAAUCAAAUGAAUCAUCAAUUAGAUCAACUUCCCUUGAAUCAAUUCAAGAGAUUUAUAACCAAAUUAAAACUACCACUGCUAGUGCCUCCAAGAAUUCCAAAUCCGAUUCAUCCAUCCAAUUUUAUGCUGGUGAAAAUAAACCAACUAUUGAUUUAGAGUUAUUAAGUAAAUUCUUAUUAAAAUUAACUCAAUACAAAAAAGAAUUUUCAAUGGAUAAAGAAUUUUUAGAUAGUUAUUUCUCAAAGGUAUUAUUUAAUCCAUCAAAUACUAUUGCUGCUGAUGAAGAUGACGAAGAUGAAGAUUCCUCUGAUGAAGAAACUAAUAAAGCUGGUACCAACAACACCGAUAAAUUUACAUUAGAUGAAGUUAAAACUAUUGGCAAAUUCUUAGUUUCAAGCUCAUUAAAUAUCGAAUCAAUUGAAAGUAAAUUAUCAUUCAUCUCAUCUUUACAAUCUGUUGAUGAUGUUGCUUUUGUCGAAACUACCUCCGAAUACUUACAAGCACUUUUAGAAAAAGCUAAAAACAAAACAUUGGUCCAAACCGAGUCAAAGAUUUUGGAUAUUUUACUCAAGAAGUUAGGUUCAUCCGCUGUCCUUAAUUCAAGCAAACUUAAGAAAUCCCAUAAUGUUUUUUCAUUAUUCCUUUCAGCUUUAUCAAUUUCAAACGAUAUAGAAUUUACCAAUACCAAAACUAAAUAUUCACCAUUAAGAGUUGCCAUUGCAUCAAUUACCAAGAAUUUACUUUUAACCAUCCCAAUCAAAGAGCAAAUCAAUAUCGUUGAAAUCGUUUUAUCCUAUUUCUUUUCUGAAAACCAACAAGUUAAAGAUGUUGCCAAGAAUGCCUUAUUAUCCGUUUUAGUUGAUGGUACUGUCAUUUUACCAAUGUUAUUACCAGAAAAAGAAACUAAAUCAUCAACACCAGCUGCUUCAUUACCAAUCCCAAGAUAUAAUUCAUUGUUUGAAUUAAUUCGUUUAAAUUCAAGCAAGAUUGGCAAUGUUUCCGUUUUAAUUAAUCCAAUCCAAUUAAUUUUAAAGAAAUUAGAUGUAAAUACUGUUGCUACUGGAGAAGUUACCGUUGAUGCUAUCGAAUAUUGUAAACAACUUGCCAUGGCUUCACUUGGUUCAAUUUGCGAACAAUCUACUUCUGCUAAAGAUAUUAAGUCAAUUGAAGGUCUUUAUGAUAUCUCUAUUAUCAUUAAAUGUGUCGAAUCUACCAAGAGUUUACAAACAUGUAACAGCGCUCUCUUAUUACUUUCAAACUUGGCAUCUAAAUUCCCACAAAAACUUUUCAAAUUUAUGGAUUCUAUUAUUGGUAUGAUUAAAUUUGUAUUGGAAAAUGGUGAUGACAAUUUCUCAUUCAUGAUUUUACAAAAGUUCCUUUCACAAUUGCUUCCAUCUUUAGUAAAACAAGGUAUUUCAUUAGCUUCAAUCUUCAAGUUAUUCUUAGAAUCAUUUGCUACUAUUCCAAAAUCAUUCCGUCUUCAAUUGUUUAACUCUGUUUGUCAAUCAGUUUCAUACAGCCAAUUCCAUAUUCUUCUCUGUUUAAUUUUAAUUAAAAAGAUUCAAGAUUUACGUAUUAUCACAAAGAAACUCAAGCCAUUAGAUAAAGAUACCAUUAUGAGCUCUGACGAUCAAAUUAAAGAAGAAGUCGAUUAUGAUCAAUUUAAUGAUUUCGUUAGUGUAUUCUGUGAUCAAGUACCAGUAUUAGAAAUGUCAACUUCCCUUGCUAAUCUUUGCUUACUUUUAAAUCAAUUAUCAAUCGAAACUGGCAGUUGUAUUGAACCAUUAAGUGAAGAGGAGGAAAUCGUUUAUAGAUUAUUAUCAAAUAACAACUCUAAAGAUAAUCGUUUACUUCAAGUUAAUACUCUCGACUUUAUUUGCGAACGUCUUUCAUCCAAGGUAUAUUUAGAUAGUUUCUCCGUAUCAAGUGCUCAAGAAAGACAAACCAUUGAAAAUCAAUAUCUUUUAGCUUUUGAAAACUUAUUGGUAUUACUUAAAAAGACUACUGAAUAUAGCGAAAAAACAAUCGUUAGUACAAACCAAAUUAAACUUAAUGGUAGUAAUAACAGUAUUAUUAAUCAAGUUGGUAAAGAUAAGUUUAUUAAAAAGAUUUUAUCUUCAAUCAAUCUUUGUAUGGAUCGUUUAAGUCAACUCCUCAGUGUACCAGGUUUCAUUUCCACUAUUACUCAAUUACUUGAACACAGUGACAGCAAUGUACGUCGUCGUUCAUUAGUUAUCUUUAAUGAAAAGAUCACUUUAAUUAAAGAAGAUAUUGAACAAGAACAAGUUGACCAAUUCCUUUGUCUUAUCGAUUCAUUUGCUCGUAUUCUUGAAAGCUCCACUGAAACCGAAGCCAAUAAACAAACUGCUUUAUUAUCAUUCGAAAUUUUAGCAAGAAACUUUUCAUCAAGCAACCCAACCGUAUUCCUUUCACAAAUUCCAAUUAUCAUCAAAUCAAUGGGCCACAGCAGUCAUCAAGUCGUUUCAUCAUCAUUAAUUUGCAUUGCUACACUCUGCAGUGAAUUACAAGCUAAAACCAUUCCAUAUAUCCCACAAUUUUUCCCAGUACUUUUAAAUACUCUCACUGGUUCAUACAAGACUAAUCACCUCCAAGAAGAAAAUGAAACUCGUACUCUUUUACAAAUUAGUUGCAUUAGUUCAUUAGAAAUGAUGCUUAAUACCAUUUCUAAAUUCUUAAGUCCAUAUCUUCCACAACUUUUAAAUGCUUUACUCCACCCACGUCUUACAAGCAACAGUCUUUUAUCUGGUAAAUUAUUAGCUCAAAUUAAACGUCUCUUAAGUUUACUUACCAAGAAUGUAGAGUUCCGUCUCUUAUUACCAGCCAUGUUUACCGCUUAUGAAUUUGCUGUUCAAUCUGAAAAUGAUCAAUCCCUAAUUUGUCUUUUCGAUUUCGUCGGUGAAAUUUCAUUAAACUUGGGUCCAAAAGAUAUUGCACUCCAUCACAAGAGCAUUUUCAAAUUCUACCUCCAAUGCUUCGAGUUCCGUAAAAAGUACAAGGAUCGUGUUAAAAAUGCAGAUAAAAUUGAAGAUCACAUUAUAUCAUCAUUUAUGACUUUGGUAAUGAAGUUAAAUGAAAACUUAUUUAAACCAUUAUUUAUUAAGGUUUUAGAUUGGGCUUUAACACCACAACAACAACAACAAAAUGGUAAUCAUCACGAUGAAGAAAGUGAAGAAGAUGACAAUAGUGAUAGCGAAGAAGAACAGGUUUCAAACAAAAAGAAAAAAGUAAUGAAUGGUAAAUCUAAACCGGUUCAACAACAAGAAAAAUCUAAAGAUAAUUUAUUAUUCUUUUAUAAAAUUGUAAAUUCAUUAUCAUCAAACUUAAAGACUAUAUUUGUACCAUACUUUGGAUACUUUUUAGAUGACUCAAUUCGUCAACUUCAAUCUAUAUUUAAUAAUACACCAUUAAAAAAUAAUAAUAAUAUAAUUGUAAAUGAAACAAAUAAUAUAAAUAAGAGAAAACUUUUAAAUAAUAAUAAUAAUAUAAAUAACAAUAUAAAUAAUAUAAAUAAUAAUAAUAUAGAAGAGUCAAUUUUAUGUUUUGUAAUUUCAGCUUUAGAAAAAUGUUUUAUGUACGAUACCGAUGGAUUUUUAGAUAAACAAAAAUUCGAACAAGUUUUACCAGCUUUAGCCAACCAAUUAGAAAAUCAAAUGGGAACCAUUGAAAGUUAUAAUAAUAGAGUUAAACAUUAUCUUGCUCCAUGUAUUACCCAAUUAGCAGUUGCAAUUAAUCAAGAUUUACUCUGGAAACAUUUGAACCAUACUAUUCUCAUGAAAACUAGAUCACCAUAUUCAAUCGUUCGUUACUCUGCCAUGGUUGUUAUCAAUUCACUUCAUAGAAGAAUGGGUGAACAAUUAUUAAUUUUAUUACCAGAAACAAUUCCAUUUAUUUCUGAAUUAUUAGAAGAUUCCGUUCCUGAUGUUGAACGUAUAACUCAAGAAACUAUUAAGGAAAUCGAAAAACAUCUUGGAAGUGAUGAAUCUAUAAAAUCCUAUUUAUAA
Dictyostelium purpureum is the source of this 6426-nucleotide messenger RNA. RefSeq lists its product as uncharacterized. Gene Ontology annotation, cellular component: 90S preribosome; t-UTP complex; small-subunit processome. Gene Ontology annotation, molecular function: snoRNA binding. The transcript is spliced from 5 exons. Gene Ontology annotation, biological process: maturation of SSU-rRNA from tricistronic rRNA transcript (SSU-rRNA, 5.8S rRNA, LSU-rRNA); positive regulation of transcription by RNA polymerase I. The coding region runs from base 1 to 6426 and encodes 2141 amino acids. Lineage: Eukaryota; Evosea; Eumycetozoa; Dictyosteliales; Dictyosteliaceae. The record is from RefSeq and is a predicted model, not a curated record.